AAAACUUGUCACCUGGUAUAUUCAUGACAGUUUAAAUGGAAUGUGACUCAGUACAUGAAAAUAUUAUUUAAACACGAAAGCACAUUAAAUUAAACAUGGCAAAUCCAAUAAAAAAAGUUCAAAUAAAAUCAGAAUCAACAAUAAAAAUAAAAACCGAACCUGGUUCAUCCGACAUCGAACGUUUAGCGUCAUUUAAAUUACCACGUGAUUUAACUUUAGGUGGAAAUGCACAUCGAGCUAAACGUACUUUUACACCAAAUUUAAAUAUUGUACGGAAUAAAAAUAAAAGUAAUGAACCUACUGCAUCCACAUCAGCGCCAUCUCCACGAGGAGGACGUGGGGGUCGUGGACGAGGCACAGAUAAUCGUGGUCGAGGUGGCCGUGGACGGGGUAAAGAGUUUAUACAAAGUCAAGGUGUAUUUUCUGAAGGUAUUGGUGAUAGGCGUAAACAGAGCUCAUGGGGAGGACGUUCUAGUGGCGGUGGAGGUGGUGGAACUAGGGACGAUUCUGCAAAUGCUAUAGAAAAGCCGAAAGUUGAUUUUAAACAAGAAAUUAAGGUGGACAAACAAGAGGAAGAUCAAAGAUUGGAAGAUAUUUUUUCGAAGAAAGGAAAUUAUUCAAAUUUAGAGCCAGAUUAUGAGUAUGCACCAAUUACGUUACCGUACCGAGUUCCAGAAAAUGAUAAAAGUGACGUGAAAAAAUUAGAUAACAAUAGUUUCAAUAUUUUAACGAAAAUCAAACAAGAACCAAUUUCUCAAGCGAACAAUUUAAAAGAUUUACUAGAAAGUGAAAAACAGAAAUACAUAUUUUUUCAAUUUCCAGAAUCAUUACCAGCGUUUGGAAGUACACCCGAACCUGAAACGCCAGCUAAUAAAAUUGAUAAAAAAACCGCAAAUCCAAAUAUUAGCACUACAGAAAAUAAUAUGGUUCCAAACCGAUGUACAUUGAAUGAUUUGAGUGAAGGAAUUGUUGGAAAAAUUGUAAUAUAUAAAUCAGGCCGAGCAAAAUUAAUUUUAGGAAGUACAGAAUUUAAUUUAGAAUUAGGAAUGCAACGAUCGUUUUUACAAGAUGUGAUGUCAAUAGAAACCAAUUCGGAGAAAAAUGAUGGGAAAAUGAUAAAUUUAGGACAAAUUGAAGGUGAUAUUGUUGUAACUCCAGAUUGGAAUUAUUUAUUAAAUAAU
Messenger RNA from Chrysoperla carnea, 1181 nucleotides. RefSeq lists its product as uncharacterized. The record is from RefSeq and is a predicted model, not a curated record. The annotation marks the transcript as partial. Lineage: Eukaryota; Metazoa; Arthropoda; Insecta; Neuroptera; Chrysopidae. The transcript has 7 exons. Gene Ontology annotation, cellular component: RNA polymerase III complex. Gene Ontology annotation, biological process: transcription by RNA polymerase III. Gene Ontology annotation, molecular function: DNA binding.